AUGAAAGAAAUGUUAGGCCCACCAGCAUAUAAACCUUUAUAUGAUGUAAUACGAAUUAAUAAAAUCAAACCUCCAAAUAUAGACACAGAUAUAUAUAAGGAAUAUUUAUUAGCUAAGAAAAAAUUUGAAGAAGAUCUUGAAAAUAAAAAUGUAAAAAUAAUUAUUUAUGAACAUGUGGAUGAUAGAUGUGUAAAAGACGAGAAUGUUAGUGAGUCUGAUAGUUCAGGAAUGGGUGAAGAAAAUUUAAAAAAAGUGAAACAAAAAAAAAAUCCAAAAAAUAUGAACGAAGGAGAAGAAUCUGGCAAUGUCAUACAAACUGAUGAGCAUAAAAAGGGGAGAAGCAAAAAAAGAAAAGACAAAAAAAAGGGAGAAAAAAAGGCAGAGAAAAAAGAAGAAAAAGCUGAAGCAAAGGCAGAAACAAAGCCAGACGAGAAACCUGAAGUAGAGGGAGAGGAAAAACCCGAAGUAGAGACAGAAAUAAAGAAAGACGACCAAAUAAACAGCGAUAUUGUUGUAAAAACAAAGUCAACGAAAAUUAUAGGAACACUUAAAAUAUUAUACAAUUUUUAUGUAAACUUAUAUGAUAAAAUAAAAGAAGAUAUAGAAAAUAUAAAUAAUAAUACAGAUCAUAAUAAAAUAGAUUUAUUUAGAGAUGUUAAUUUAUAUUCUAAUUAUAUAUCUAUGUUUGAUAUUAUAAAUAUAUGUGAAGAUUUAAAUAUUAUUAAAACAUUUUUAAACUCUAAAAAGGAAUGUGAAUUAAUAUGGAUUCUCACAGUUAAUUAUUUUGACAAAGUUGAUGAAAGUGUAUUCGAAAAAUAUAAAUAUAAGAUAGAUGUAAAUUACGAAAAACUAGAACCAAAACGGGUUCAUAAAUGCAUAGAAAAAGGAACAAAAAAUGAUUCUAAACAUGGGGAGCAUAAAAGAGAAGAUACUUUUCAAGAGACAGUUAGUGAAAAAAAUGAUUCCGAUUCUAAAAAGGUGAAGAAAGAUGGUGAGUCAGUAUCUGAAAAAUGCAAAAAUGAGACGAGAACAUCAAGGAAUGAAAUAAAUAGCAAAUGGUGUAAUAUUGAUAUAAAUAGGAGAGAAAAAAUAAAAGAAUAUAUUUAUGAAAACUGCUCCGAGAAAGUUAAUGCACUUAUGUUUCGAAAAGUAAAUUUCUUUGUCUUUGUCUACAUAAUGAUUUAUAUAAUUAAAACAAGUACUAGAAAAAUCAAAGCAAUAAAAGAUGAUAUAAAAAAAAUCAAAAGUUUUUUUUUUUUCUUAAACAUUUAUGAAAAGAAAAAAACUGUAGAAACUUUAACUAAUUUAUACACAGACAAAUAUCUAAACUUUUAUCAAAAUUAUAAAAGUAUUGAUGAGAUUGAAAAUUAUAGAAAGCGAAAAAUAUUUAGACAUAAAUUUUCUUUUUAUGAUAUUAAUAAAAUUUUAGGAAAUAAAAAUGCAGAAUUUGGAAAUUUAAAAACGGAUAUGAAUCAGAAGAAUGUUGAGGUAGCGAAAGUAGAACCCGUUGAAAAUUUUGAACAAAAUAUAGAAUCGGAAAACGGAAAUAGCGAAGAAAAUUUAUUAUUAACACUUAAAGAAAAUCAAACAGAUGCAUUAAAACUGGAUAACAAAUAUGAUGGGGAAAAUGACCGAUACAAAGAUACACAUAUUAUUGAAACUCCCGAAUUAUGUAAUGAUAUGUAUAUUAUAAACAAUCAAGAUAAUAAUUGCAUGAAUGAAGAAAAUAUAGACAUAAAGAAAAAUAGAAUUUUAAAUAGUUAUGUUUUUGAUUAUAUUUUUAAAAAUUAUUGUUACAAAAAAAAAUAUUGGGAUGUAGGAGAAAGUAGUAGUAUCGAUUUUGGGAUUGUUAAAAAAGAAAAUAAUAAUAAUAAAAAAUAUAAAAUAAAUAUAUAUAAUUAUAGUAAAUAUAAUAUAAUAGUUGAAGUUGAAGUCGAUAAAGAGUUACCUAUAUCCGUUAUGUUUAAAGACAAACUAUUUUGUGUUAGUUCAAAAUAUACUAUUUAUUUAGAACUUGAUAAUUCUAUUUCAGGAGAAAAAUUUGGAUUUGUUAAUGUCAAAUUAAAUUACAAAAAUAUAAAUAAAGAACAUGAUUAUAUAAAUAUACCUGUCUAUAUUUUUAUUCAGGAUUAA
Plasmodium vinckei vinckei is the source of this 2133-nucleotide messenger RNA. Its product is annotated as conserved Plasmodium protein, unknown function. NCBI's taxonomy places the organism in Eukaryota, Apicomplexa, Aconoidasida, Haemosporida, Plasmodiidae. The coding region runs from base 1 to 2133 and encodes 710 amino acids. The record is from RefSeq and is a predicted model, not a curated record. The transcript has a single exon.